CUUACAAGGAAGUGAAACCUUUUCCAUGAUUUCUUUUUUCAUUCCCUACAAUAUCACCCUCGUGAUCUGAAUAAUAGUACUGAGGUGAUGUUAUUAAUGUGGCUUUUUGAAAUCAAACUAAUUAUAUUUGCCUGAAAGAGCCACAUUAGUAUGAUUCUAGCUCCCUGAUGCCUUUUUGGAGCCCUGGAGACAGCCUAGUGAAUAGGGCUGAAAAUUCAUUCUGUAUUUGAUUAAAUGGAACAGACUCGUUGCUCCUUACCCCAGCAGGGGCUAUGAGAUCUCUUGAUCCCCGAAGCUGCUCAGAGACCCUGGGAAUUCCAUUAGCGAGCACCUGAGGAAUGUCUGCCCUGCAGUGCCUUUUUUGAUGAUAGUUGGGGGGAGAGAACUAGUAGUAUUGCGGAGUUGAUUGUGGGCGGGGAGGAUACAUUAGAAGAAUCUAUAUGUUGGAAGAUCUAAAAUCAAGGCAUGACUUAACAGCUUAUCUUUGUAAGAGAAAAGCCCAACCCAAAAGCACACUAAUAGUCAGGAUUCAUAUUUAAAGUAGAACUGUAGUGUAUUUUGGGCACAGAAACUUAACUCAUCCACACUGUUUUUUGAAACCAUCUGAUUCUUUAUUCAGUCUGCAAGACAGAUUGGUGGAAAACAAAUAUUAAAACAAGCACAUAGUGACAGGCUGGUUGUUUCAGUGCCUUGUCAUUCAGUGCCUAGUCUGGAGCGCUGUGCUUUCAACUUCUGUAAUCUGGCACUAUGCAUCUGGAUCCUGGACCCAUACAGGCACUAUUUUUCCUCACUAUUACAGUUCUCUUCUGCACUACAAGUUCAGAUCUGAUUCCUCGUUUUAUUUCUGAGCCCCUGUCCACUGUUCAGAAGCCUGGUGGGCCUGUAAAGCUACAUUGCUUGGCUGAACCCUCCACAGUUCGCAUUUCUUGGUUGUUUAAUGGAGAGAAAUUGGACAGCAGGGUGGAGCAAGUAGAAGUGCAUCCAGGAUCUUUGACAAUCUUUUCUCUCAGCCCUUCAAAUUCUGGGCGCUACCAGUGCAUUGCCAAUAACAGUGUUGGUGCUAUUGUGAGCAGGCCUGCAAGAGUAUCCAUAGCCCGUCUUGAUGAUUUUGAUACUUCAGUGAAAAAUAUAGUCACAGGAGAAGAAGGAAGUUCUGUUUUCAUUGGAUGCAAGGUACCAGAAAGUAACCCUAAAGCACAGGUUCGCUUUCGAGUACGGGGAAAAUGGCUGGAACAAUCAACCGAUAACUACCUAAUUCUUCCAUCUGGAAACCUGCAGAUUUUGAAUGUAACUCUAGAAGACAAAGGGUCCUAUAAGUGUGCUGCAUAUAACCCAGUCACUCAUGAGCUCAAAGUAGAGCCCAUUGGACAUAAGCUUAUAGUCAGCCGUUCUUCCUCCGGGGGUAUACAUAUCCUUCACCCCACUGUUUCUCAAGCUUUUGCUGUACCUCAGCACAGUCCCCUAACUCUAGAAUGUGUUGUUAGUGGGUUGCCUGCAUCUCAUGUCCACUGGUUGAAGGAUGGCCAGGAUGUAUUGCCUGGAGGCAGGUGGAGACUUCUGCACUCUCAUCUUGUGAUAGACAGACUCGAUACAUCAGAUUCUGGAAACUACUCCUGUGUAGUGGCAAAUGAGUCUGAAGUGGUGAAGCAUGUAAACUAUUCACUUAAUGUACUUGAAUCUGCCUCAAUUUCUAAAGGAUUGCAGGACCAGACAGUGUCUCUAGGUGUAACUGCAUACCUUUCAUGCGACAUUCAUGGAAAUCCUGUUCCAAAUCUCACCUGGUUCCAUAAUGCAGUUCCCGUCCAUCUCUCUGCACAUCACCUAUCCACAGGAAACAGUUUGCAAAUCAGUGGCAUUACCAAGGAGGAUUCUGGCUUGUAUCAGUGUGUUGCAAACAAUGGGAUUGGAUUUAUGCAUUCCACUGGGAGACUUACUGUCCAGACAGGCAAAGGUUCAAUGCCAGUUAUAGUUUCUCCACCAGCAAGUACCAGUGCAGUAGAUGGUGGUGGUAUUACGUUGUCAUGUAAUGCCACUGGGCUGCCUGUUCCAGUAAUUCGUUGGUACAACAGCCGUGGACUUAUUACCAGCCACCCUUCUCAGGUCCUUCAUUCAAAAUCACGAAAAUCUUCACAAGCAAGAAUAGGUAGCACCGUGUCAGAACCAAGCUACUUUGCUAUGUCUCGAGGAGGCUCAAGCUCCCUGUAUAUUCAGGCUGUUACUCCAGAGCAUGCUGGGAAAUACUCUUGUGAAGCAACAAAUGAACAUGGCUCAGCACUGUCGGAUGCAUUCCUUACAGUUGUUCCUUUUGAAACUAGUACAAAAGCUGAAGAAAUCACUACUCCAGAGACUGCCCAAAGUGAUGAAGGUGGCAGAGAUUAUGAUACAGAAACUGGGUUUUCAAGUUUGCCUCCAACAAACCUGCAUCUUGAUGAAGUUAUUACAGAAAAAAGUCUUGGUGGUGCUUCCCCCCCUGAAGCACCAAUUAUCCUCAGUCCUCCACAGACUCUCAAGCCAGACAUGUACAACCUGGUGUGGCGUUCUGGAAAAGAUGGUGGGUUACCUGUCAAUGCUUACUUCGUGAAAUAUCGCAAGCUGGAUGACAGCAUCAACGUAAUGGGAAGCUGGAAUACAAUUCGUGUCCCAGGAAGUGAAAAUGAACUUCGUCUCACCGAAUUGGAGCCUUCAAGCCUCUAUGAAGUUUUAAUGGUAGCAAGGAGUGCUGCUGGUGAAGGGCAGCCUGCUAUGCUUACAUUUCGUACUAGCAAAGAAAGAGCACCAUCCUCGAAAAACACUCAGGCCCCAUCUCCACCAGUUGGCAUUCCUAAACAUCCUGUCGUUCAGGAGGGGACAAAUAACUUUGGUGUGGUCCUUUCAGAUCUGUCUCGGCAUAGUGGAGUUCCUGAGGCUCCAGAUAGGCCUACUAUCUCAACAGCAUCUGAAACAUCAGUCUAUGUCACCUGGAUCCCACGAGCAAAUGGUGGCUCCCCUAUCUCUGCUUUUAAAGUAGAGUACAAGCGUAUGAGUCGAAACAGUGAUUGGCUAAUUGCAGCUGAUAAUAUCUCUCCAUCUAAAUUGUCAGUGGAAGUUCGUAACUUGGAGCCAGGGGUCAUGUAUAAGUUCCGUGUGAUCGCUAUUAACAAUUACGGAGAAAGCCCACGAAGUGCAGCUUCUCGACCUUAUCAAGUAGCUGGCUUUACCAACCGUUUCUCAAAUCGCCCCAUCACAGGACCUCACAUUGCCUACACUGAGGCAAUCAGUGACACUCAAAUCAUGUUAAAAUGGACUUACAUUACUUCAAGUAACAACAACACGCCCAUCCAAGGAUUUUAUAUAUAUUAUCGCCCAACAGACAGCGACAAUGAUAGCGAUUACAAGAGGGAUAUUGUGGAAGGUACAAAGCAAUGGCAUUUGAUAAAUCAUCUGCAACCAGAAACAUCUUAUGAUAUUAAAAUGCAGUGUUAUAAUGAAGGUGGAGAGAGUGAGUACAGCAACGUGAUGAUCUGUGAAACGAAAGUGAAGCGCACACCUGGAGCCUCAGAAUAUCCAGUGAAAGACCUGAGUACACCACCUAAUUCUCUUGUUCAUGGUGUUGGGAGCAAUGCUGGUCCAUCAAAUGGCCCUGUUCGGAGCAGUGACAUGCUGUAUCUGAUUGUGGGCUGUGUCCUUGGAGUGAUGGUCCUUAUUCUCAUAGUUUUCAUUGCCAUGUGUCUAUGGAAGAAUCGUCAACAAACCACCAUGCAGAAGUAUGACCCUCCUAGUUACCUCUACCAAGGGGCAGAUAUGAAUGGGCAAAUGAAUGAGUAUACUACGUUACCAGGCACAAGUCGUGUCAAUGGCAGCAUACGUGGAAACUUCAUUGGCAACGGUAGCCUCAAUAAUGGCUGUCCACACAUCCAUCAUAAGGUUUCUAAUGGAGUUAAUGGGAUCAUGAAUGGAGGAGCUGGACUUUACCCAGGGCACACCAACUCCCUUUCCAGGACACACAUGGAUUAUGAACACCCCCACCAUUUAGUAAAUGGUGGUGGAAUGUACACAGCAGUGCCUCAGGUUGACCCUUCUGAGUGCAUCAACUGCCGAAAUUGUCGGAACAACAACAGAUGUUUCACCAAAACCAAUGGUACUUUUAGCAGCAAUACCCUUCCUGUAGUGCCGGUUGUGGCACCUUAUCAGCAGGACAGUUUAGAGAUGAAACCAUUGAAUCAUGUGAUGGUAGCCAUGUGCUUAGCCUCCACAGUUCCAGAAUGCAGUGGCCAGAUUGAAGAGGACAGGAAAGAAAAAGUGGAGCAACCAUCUCCCCAGCAUUCUUGCUGUCAAGAAAAUAUGAAUCAAAUCAAUGCAGAUUGCACAGAAGGUAACAACUGUGCACAUUCAGAAACAUCAAAUCACAUUUUGAGCUGGAGUCCCCUUAUUCUGCAGCCUGUUUCAAAGGACUGUAAUGAAAAAUCAAGUUGGAAUUCAUCUGGUGUCACUUUAAACAGCUCUGGGGACUUUCGACAGCUCCAAAUACAGGAAGCCUGAGGAUGUGACCAUUUUCCCCACUUGAAGCCAGUAACUGCACAGCAGAAUCACUGAAAGGGACUGAUGGAGGGAUGUUAAUUAUAACAGAGAGUUGCUAUUUAUUUUUUGUAGUAGUGUCAUAUGAAUGUAUCUUGUGUAAAAUUUUUCCUUUCUUUCAUAUUAUUUAUGCCCUGAGAAGUUUCUUUGGCUUUUUCACAUUCUGUGGACUAGCCUGGUUAUGUGUAAAAUUUUGUAAUAAUAUAAAACAAUGAUUGAAAAUAAGUAGUAUGUUUUCCAUGGAUAUUACCAGCGCAAGAAGCACUUCUGCAGAGGAACCUGAAUGUUUAGUAUGCAGAUUUCUUUGAGCGAGUCAGACCUGAGUGGUUCUGAGGUUCAUGGCAGAUUAUAGCCACCCCGUAGAGAAUUGCUGCAUCACUGGCAUUUGUUGCAGUAUUUUUAUAGCUGUUUUUCCCUGAAUAUAUGUUCUAGCUUGUUUCAGAUUAUCUAGAGGCAUCUUGAGAUUUGGUAAACGAACCUCUGCAAAAUAAUGAACUUCAGGUGCUCCAUUUUUCAGCCAGUUCAGCUGUUCAGAUAGUAAUUAACCCAACGGGGAAUCUGAGCUCAGAGGUCAGUUGACAGUUCUUUGGGGUUUUAGUUGUUUGCCAGUAUUCAGAAAAAAGUCUACUGGUCAACAUUCUCGUGCUUCCUAGCAAUAGUCAUUUUUCUGGACACAUUGGAAGUUGCUAUUUUUCCUGUUUUUAAAAGGAUUUCAAUUACCUUGUCAAGAAACAAAUUCUGAGUGAUUUGUUGGAUCCACCCCUUUCCCAUAAAUAAGGAAUAAUCAAGAUAAAUAGUCCAUAGUCUGAGAAUUAGUCAUCCAAUCUCUACUGUAAGUACUUCUCUGAAAAUAUUGUUUUUUAAAAGACGGGGACUAAACUGCUAAUAAUUAUUCACAGCGACCAUCUCUGACUAGCUGGUUGUUUUGCAUUCUGUGCGUGUAAAUUUCUCUGCACAUAAAUUAGAUUGAAUUUUCUAAAUUCAGAUCUUAAACCUGCUUAUCUAUACACAGACCUUCCUUAAGAGCAGCUGGGAUUUACAUGCUGAGAGUAAACACAGGCAGUACAAAGCAAACUUUACUCCAUGAGGUUCAGCUGCUUUAGUCUUUACAGCUCAUUAGUAAAUAAUUGCUGUUAAUUCCAUUGGUUUAAUUUCUAGCAGCCCUAAACUGGAAUCUUUGUUGGUCUGUACUUUAUUAAUCUGCGCACUAGCUAAUAGUGGUGGCAGCCCCAUGUCUCCCAAAAGACUGACUAUUAAGAAGAGGUGAGACUGGGAUGAUGCUUUAUUCCUAAACUCUUAACAGUGCCCAACUAACAAUUACAGAAUUAAAGUGAGAAGAUAUAUUCUGAUGCUUUAUCCCUGUUUUUUGUUCACUUAGAAAUAACAAAUUUCAGUGCUUUCUAGGGGUUUCCUAGGGCUCCUUG
Molecule: messenger RNA, 5978 nt
Organism: Gavialis gangeticus (Gharial)
Lineage: Eukaryota; Metazoa; Chordata; Crocodylia; Gavialidae
Gene: CDON
Product: cell adhesion associated, oncogene regulated
Exons: 20
Coding region: 748-4518 (1256 amino acids)
Biological process (GO): cell-cell adhesion; nervous system development; axon guidance
Cellular component (GO): axon; plasma membrane
Molecular function (GO): protein binding
Source: RefSeq, a predicted model, not a curated record